CAAUGGUAGUAGAUAAAUUAAGAUGGUUAACGGCAUAUUGGAGGUGCUGCUAGUGGAUGCUCGAGGCUUGGAACAAUCUGAUUUCUUAGGUAAAUUGGAUCCGUACGUGUUGAUUCAGUAUAAGACUCAAGAACGCAAGAGCAGCGUCCGUAGAGGAGAAGGUAGAAACCCGAUCUGGAAUGAGAGAUUCACUUUCCGAGUGCAAUACCCUGGGGCUGAUGAUGACCAAUACAAGCUCUUCCUCAGAAUCAUGGAUAAGGACACCUUUUCGGCCGAUGAUUUUAUUGGAGAAGCCAAGAUCUACUUGAAGGAUCUAAUUGCAUUGGGAGUGGAAAAUGGAGUGGCUGAGUUACAUCCUUGCAAGUAUAAUGUCAUCAAGACUGACCAAACUUACUAUGGAGAGAUUCGAGUUGGCCUCACUUUCACCCCAUUGGCCGAAAUAGAAAUGGAGCAGAAUGAAGAAGAGUUGGGAGGAUGGAAGCAAAGCUUCUUCUGAAGACCCUUUUUUAUGAAUUAUACACAUGAUCUAUGUAAUUCUCAUUUAUGCAAUUAAUGGAACAAUCUAAUGUUCUUUGGGACUUAUAAUCAUACUAGAAUUCCGCUACUAUGAUCAAAUGGAAUGUGAAAUCUUCAUUAAA
Messenger RNA from Telopea speciosissima, 638 nucleotides. RefSeq names its product 16 kDa phloem protein 1-like. Bases 23 to 496 code for a protein of 157 amino acids. The record is from RefSeq and is a predicted model, not a curated record. Lineage: Eukaryota; Viridiplantae; Streptophyta; Magnoliopsida; Proteales; Proteaceae. The transcript has 6 exons.